Messenger RNA from Cooperia oncophora, 447 nucleotides. Lineage: Eukaryota; Metazoa; Nematoda; Chromadorea; Rhabditida; Trichostrongylidae. The record is from the annotation of a GenBank genome assembly.
AUGGCGAUUGCAAAGCUGGCUGCAAUGAGAAGUAAGGAUCCUUCCACGCAGGUCGGUUGUGCCAUAGUCAAUCGAGAAAACAAGGUCAUAGGAACAGGAUAUAAUGGCUUCCCCGUAGGAAUAAGUGAUGACGAUUUGCCUUGGGGGAAAAACAGUGAUAAUCCUGAAGAGAACAAGUAUGCAUAUGUGGUUCAUGCUGAAGUGAAUGCCAUUAUCAACAAGAGUAUGAAUAACAUCGAAGGUUGCACGAUGUACACAACGAUGUUGCCGUGCAACGAGUGCGCCAAAAUGAUCAUACAGUCUCAUAUCGCUGAAGUGGUGUAUCUUCGAGAUCGUCCUCUUGGUAAAUGGCAAUAUGAUGCUGCUAGGAAAAUGUUUGCUCUUGCCGGUAUAAAAUGUCGCCAAUUCACUACGAAUUUAGAGUCAAUAACCAUAAAUCUAAGUUAA